Larimichthys crocea (large yellow croaker) is the source of this 2425-nucleotide messenger RNA. It is a transcript of the gene atad3, whose product is annotated as ATPase family AAA domain containing 3. Gene Ontology annotation, biological process: mitochondrion organization. Gene Ontology annotation, cellular component: mitochondrion. NCBI's taxonomy places the organism in Eukaryota, Metazoa, Chordata, Actinopteri, Sciaenidae. Gene Ontology annotation, molecular function: ATP binding; ATP hydrolysis activity; zinc ion binding. The transcript has 16 exons. The record is from RefSeq and is a predicted model, not a curated record. Bases 150 to 2159 code for a protein of 669 amino acids.
CAUUAUUCAGACUCUCUGCUGCGCACGCGCAGAAGACUGCGGCGACACACGCGUGUGGAGGAAGUGCAGUGACAGGUCUGGAGCCUCUCGGUCCUCACUGAAACCGGCGAGACUGUGUUUAAAUUAUCUGCUUUUAAAAAAGAAAAGAAAUGUCGUGGCUGUUCGGCCUGAACAAGGGGCAGCCUGAGGUGCCUCCCGGUCUCCCGGCUCAGCCUCCACCACCACCGCCGCCGCCGGCCGGAGGCUCCAGCGGCGGUGGAGAUAAACCCAAGGACAAAUGGAGCAACUUCGAUCCCACCGGGCUGGAGCGGGCUGCUCAGGCGGCCAAGGAGCUCGACAAGUCCCGAAAUGCCAAAGAAGCUCUGGAUCUGGCUCGAAUGCAGGAGCAGACCACUCAGAUGGAGCAUCAGAGCAAGAUGAAGGAGUAUGAAGCUGCAGUCGAACAGCUCAAAGGCGACCAGAUACGAGUCCAGGGAGAGGAGAGGAGGAAAACUCUGAAUGAGGAGACGAAGCAGCAUCAAGCGAGAGCUCAGUAUCAAGAUAAGCUGGCUAGACAGCGAUAUGAGGACCAACUACGGCAACAGCAAGCCCUGAAUGAGGAGAACCUCCGCAGACAGGAGGAGUCUGUACAGAAACAGGAGGCCAUGAGGAAAGCAACGAUAGAGCACGAGAUGGAGCUGAGGCACAAGAACGAGAUGCUGCGCAUCGAGGCCGAGUCUAAAGCGCGAGGCCGCGUGGAGAGAGAGAACGCCGAUAUUAUCCGUGAACAGAUCCGCUUGAAGGCUGCAGAACACAGACAGACUGUCCUGGAGUCCAUAAAGACUGCAGGUGCUGUGUUUGGAGAAGGAUUCAGGGCCUUUGUGUCAGACUGGGACAAAGUCACAGCCACGGUGGCAGGUCUGACCCUUUUAGCUGUGGGAGUUUAUUCAGCCCGAAACGCCACGGGGGUGGCGGGACGUUACAUCGAGGCCAGGCUCGGGAAGCCGUCACUGGUGCGGGAAACGUCCCGAUUCACCGUGGGAGAGGCUAUCAAGCAUCCAGUCAAGACGGCCAAACGGCUGAAGAGCAAACCUCAGGAUGCCCUUGAGGGAGUUGUGCUCAAUCCUUCCUUAGAAGAGCGUGUGCGUGAUGUUGCUAUAGCAACGAGAAACACGAGGCAGAACAACGGUCUGUAUAGGAACAUCCUCAUGUACGGCCCUCCAGGCACGGGCAAAACUCUCUUUGCUAAGAAGCUGGCAAUGCAUUCUGGGAUGGACUACGCAAUUAUGACUGGUGGUGACGUGGCACCCAUGGGCCGUGACGGUGUGACAGCCAUGCAUAAAGUGUUCGACUGGGCUAACACAAGUCGACGCGGACUUUUGCUUUUUGUUGAUGAAGCUGAUGCAUUCCUUCGCAAGAGAUCCACAGAGAAGAUCAGUGAAGACCUCAGGGCCACUUUGAAUGCAUUCUUGUAUCGCACUGGAGAACAGAGCAACAAGUUCAUGCUGGUGUUGGCCAGUAACCAGCCGGAACAGUUCGACUGGGCUAUAAAUGACCGUAUAGAUGAAAUAGUGAAUUUUGCUCUGCCGGGUCCCGAAGAGAGGGAGAGGCUGGUGCGGUUGUACUUUGACAAAUAUGUGCUGGAGCCCGCCACUGGAGGGAGGCAGAGGAUGAAGCUGGCACAGUUUGACUAUGGUAAAAAGUGCUCUGAGAUAGCAAAGCGGACAGAGGGAAUGUCUGGAAGAGAGAUCUCCAAGCUGGGUGUGGCCUGGCAGGCGGCAGCAUAUUCUUCUGAAGAUGGCGUCCUGACAGAGGCCAUGAUCGACGCUCGAGUUGACGAUGCUGUCAAGCAACACAUUCAGAAGAUGGACUGGCUGCAUGCAGAGGACGACGCUCAGACCAAGACCCUUACACCUCCCCUAGCUGGGGCGACAGCCACUGGAGGCAAAAUGGGCUUUAACCUGCCCCUCAGUGAGGCACCUCAGGCUGAGGAGGUGAUUGCUCCGGUACUUGAGAUAAAUACGAAACAGGAGGGUGAAAGUGCCACAGCUAGACAGGACUGUGAAGCUGCAACGACAGCAGAGAGUUUAGCCCAGCCUGCCGCCUCCACUGAUGGCGAGGGCAAGGUGGAGAAAGACGACAAGACUGGAUCUCCUCCAAAGGAUGGAACUCCAGUUUGAGAUCUAGAUUUGUUCAGUGGGGCGGCCUGGUUUAUAAAAACUAAUGUCCUGCCUCUUUAACUAGUUAGUCAGUUUAUGUCUAAAAGUCUGAAGGACUGUCCAUGACAGAAAAUCAUUCAGUGGGUCGGGGAAAAUAAUCAAUUCUAAUGUAUAAUGUAUAGAUCAUGGAGACCAGACUCUGUCUGUAAUAACAGUAUAUAAGUGUUGUACACAGUGGAGUGUCUGUUGAAAUGAUUAAAUGGAUCUGUUUUUUUAUGAACAGUAAA